GAAACUGAAAGUAACAACAGCUAUUGGCUCUGAGAGUGACGCAGCAGCAGCAGCUCCAUUAGACCACAUCUUUUGGCUGCAGACGGACAGAAGUUGGUUCUGGUCGAGGGACAGAGCAGGAACAAAAUGACCACGCAGGGCCACGAAGAGAAAAGAUACGACCGAAGAGACACGACCCUGAAGUUCGUGAACAGACCUGAUGCUCUGGAUCCGAUGCCCCCGGACGAGGGAGAUCAGGGUCUCUGUGCGGAAAUGUCCUGCGGUCACGCUGUCACUCCACAGUCCCUGACUGGAUGGUGUCGCAGCCUGCUGGAUCAGGGCCAGUAUAAAUUUAAGUGUCCAGCUCUAAAGGACGGCACCCAUCAUAAGUGUGACGCUCUGUGGUCGUAUCAAGAGGUGCGUCGCCUGGCCGUCCUGACCGCUGCAGAAAUGCAGCAUUUUGAAGAGAACAUGGCCCGUCUGGCUGCGACAGAGUACUGCGACUUUAAAACAUGUCCUGGCUGCAGCUCCUACAUUGAGAGAGAGGACCUGACUAACCUCUGCGUUCAGUGCUUGGUGUGCACAGCAGAUAAGAACGAACAGGUCCAGUUCUGCUGGCAGUGCUUGAUGCCCUGGAAAGGUCCGGCUCCACGCUCUGACCGCUGUGACAAUAACGGCUGCAUCAACCAUGACCUGGAGCUGCUCAGGACCUGCAAGACCACAUCCUUCCUCGAGGUGGUCGGGGUUGUGGGCUGUCCCUCCAUCCGGGCCUGUCCCACCUGUGGACAUAAGGUGGAGCACGACAAGACAGGCUGUAAGAACAUCAUCUGUCCUCGCUGCCAGGUGGAGUUCUGCUUCGUGUGUCUGGAGCUGACUCCUGACUGUCUGGAGACCAGCGACUACUUCAGCCCCUGCAGUGCUGGUGUGGCUCCCAGACAGACAUCCAUACCUGUGUGGCACAGGAACUAAAAGUUGUUAUUUCUUGACAAAGUUAAUUUUGUAGUAUUAAAAAUGUUCCAGGUCUUCUUUUUCAUGUUCAUCACCUUUAAAAGUUGUCUUUUGUUUAUUUUUAACCUUAUAACUUGCUUUCCAAAUAUGUUGGCGACCUGCCUUUGUAAAACAAAUAAAGUUCCUAUUAAACAGA
Molecule: messenger RNA, 1123 nt
Organism: Xiphophorus couchianus (Monterrey platyfish)
Lineage: Eukaryota; Metazoa; Chordata; Actinopteri; Cyprinodontiformes; Poeciliidae
Product: probable E3 ubiquitin-protein ligase ARI7
Exons: 4
Coding region: 127-948 (273 amino acids)
Source: RefSeq, a predicted model, not a curated record